AUGGCUUCGGUGAUUAACGGAAUGCCUAAAAGAAAGAAAGAGCAACAUGAUGAUGAUGAUGCUGAUGAUGACAAUGACUCAUUGUCACAUAAUAUUAAGAAACCUCGUCGUGUGGUUUGGUCUCAUGAUCUUCAUAAAAAGUUUGUUGAUGCUGUUAAUGUACUUGGCAUUUCAAAUUCAAAGAUUGUUCCGAGUAAAAUAGUUGCUUUAAUGAAUGUGGAUGGAAUUAGUACCGCUCAUGUCGCUAGCCAUCUCCAGAGAUACAGACUCCGUAACAAAGAGGCUGCACAUGAAGCUGAUAGAGAUAGGGUUCCUUCAACAAAGAUUCUUCAGCCUACUGAUCAAUCUCAAAACAUCACCAACAGCUCCUUUAACAAAAAGCAUGUCCAUCAAUCUCACACACAAAUUUACUCUCCAACCGGUUUCAACAUAAGUGGAGUCUCUCCUUCAACACUAAUUCAAUCUCAAAAUAUCAACAUCCAUCCACCACCAUCCACUUUUCCUAUAAAUCAUUACACCUCUAGUCUUCCAACUCCACUUGGAUUUCCAACAACAUCAGACUUCCAUGAUGUAGGGACAUUUGUUGGAUCAUCUGCUUCUUCAACACCGAUUCAACCUAUUCCAUCCACCUCGUCAAUCAUCCAUCCACCACCGUACAAGUUUCCUAUAUAUCAUCAAAACCCUAGCUUUCCAACUCUUGUCAACCAAUCUACAACUCCACUUGGAUUUUCAACAACAUCAGACUUCCAUAAUGUAGGGACAUUGGUUGGAUCAUCUGCUUCUUCAACACUCAUUCAACCUAUUCAAUCUCAACCUAUCAACACCUCGCCAAUCAUCCAUCCAAUAUAUCAUCCAAGCUCUAGUUUUCCAACUGACGUUAACCAAUCUACAACUCCACUUGGAUUUCCAACUACAUUAUUCGACUUCCAUGAUGUAGGCACAUUUGAUGGAUCAUCUGCUUCUUCAACACUCAUUCAACCUAUCAACACCUCCUCAAUCAUCCAUCCACCACCAUACAAGUCUCCAAUAUAUCAUCAAAGCCCUACUUUUCCAACUCUUGUUAACCAAUCUACAACAUCCCACUUCCAUGACAUUAGGGCUACUAACGUAUGCCUUCCCCCAUCUUUCUAA
This is a messenger RNA of Vicia villosa (hairy vetch), 1131 nucleotides long. RefSeq names its product two-component response regulator ORR24-like. Bases 1 to 1131 code for a protein of 376 amino acids. Gene Ontology annotation, biological process: regulation of DNA-templated transcription. Gene Ontology annotation, cellular component: nucleus. The transcript has 2 exons. Lineage: Eukaryota; Viridiplantae; Streptophyta; Magnoliopsida; Fabales; Fabaceae. The record is from RefSeq and is a predicted model, not a curated record. Gene Ontology annotation, molecular function: DNA-binding transcription factor activity; DNA binding.